CAUGAUAAAUGGCCCGGUGCGCAUGUGUGGAAGCGUCGGCGGAGAGGGAGCGGAGAGGCGCAGAGAAUGGAGAUAACACGGCAAAAUUUUAAGGAGAGUCUGAGCACCAUAUACAGCGCUGUAGAGGAGGCUGACUUCCUCGCCAUUGAUGGAGAGUUUUCGGGAAUAAGUGAUGGUCCCUCGGUCAGUGCGCUGACCAAUGGCAUGGACACACCUGAGGAGCGCUAUGCGAAGCUCAGGAAGCACUCCAUGGACUUUCUGCUCUUUCAGUUUGGCCUCUGCACGUUUAGAUACGACCAGGCACAGUCAAAGUAUCUUACAAAGUCUUUUAAUUUUUAUAUUUUCCCAAAGCCCUUCAGCAGGACUUCUCCAGAUAUUAAGUUUAUUUGUCAGAGUUCCAGUAUAGAUUUCCUGGCUAGUCAGGGAUUCGACUUCAACAAAGUUUUCCGCAGUGGGAUCCCAUAUCUAACAGAAGAAGAAGCUCAGCUGAGGGAGCAGUAUGAGGAGCGGAGGAACCAGAUGAAUGGAUCUGGAACACCAUCAUACAUCUCUCCUUUGUCUGGUAAAGGACCUGUCAAUGUACCAGACGAACACAAAGACUUCAUCAACAGAGUUGUGGAGAAGGUGGAGGCUCUUCUGAACAACUCUGAAAAAACAGUGGACCUGGAGCCAUGCUCAGGGUUUCAGAGGAAGCUGAUCUUUCAGACUCUGAACUGGAAAUACCCCAAAGGUCUUCAUGUUGAAACGGUGGAAACUGAAAAGAAAGAGCGGUUUAUUCAGGUCAGUAAGGUGGAUGAAGAAGAGCGGAGGAGAAUAGAGCAGCAGAAACAGGAGAGAGAGCAGGAGGAACUGAACGAUGCGGUUGGAUUCUCCAGAGUGAUCCACGCCAUCUCCAAAUCUGGUAAGCUGGUGGUUGGCCAUAACAUGCUGCUGGACGUCAUGCACACCAUCCACCAGUUCUACUGUCCACUGCCAGAGGAGUUGGAUGAUUUCAAAGAGGUUACGAUGUGUGUGUUUCCCAGGCUUCUGGACACUAAGCUGAUGGCAUCAACACAACCGUUCAAGGACUUGAUCACAAACACAUCUCUGGCCGAGUUGGAGAAGCAGUUGAAGGACAAACCCUUUAAAGCUCCAAAAGUUGAGUGUUCUGAGGGAUUUCAGUGUUACGACACUGCAGCUGAACAGCUCCAUGAGGCCGGAUACGACGCCUACAUCACUGGCCUCUGCUUCAUCUCCAUGGCCAACUACCUGGGUUCGUUCCUCACUCCUCCCAGAGCUCACAUCUCUGCUCGCUCCAAACUCAUCGAGCCCUUCUACAACAAAUUGUUCCUCAUGCGAGUGGUUGACAUCCCUUACCUGAACAUCAGCGGACCAGACUUGCAGCCGAAGAGAGAUCAUGUCUUGUACGUUACAUUCCCUAAAGAAUGGAAGACGAGUGACCUGUACCAGCUAUUCAGCGCAUUCGGUAACAUCCAGGUGUCGUGGAUUGACGACACAUCGGCGUUUGUUUCUCUCAGCCAGCUGGAGCAGGUGCAGAUCGCGAUGAACACCAGUCAGUACGCGGAGAGCUACCGGAUCCAGACGUACGCCGAUUACAUACAGUCCAAACAGAAAAACACGAACACAAACAAGAAGUGGGCUGAGGACGGGUGGGCCAACACCUCCUACAGGGCCGCUGCCAUGACAACCUCGUCUACGUGCAGCCACAUGCACAACAGGUCGCUGACGGGGAAGAGGAGCAUCAGCCCCACUCAGGAAGAUCAAACCUCUGACUUCAGCGGCGUCGCCGAUAGCAACUGGAGUCACUACACAAAGAAGGUUAAAACAGAUGCUGGAGCGAGUGGCGGAUGUGGUCAGACGUACGCUGAUGCUGUGGACUCGACGACGGACAGCUGGCUCAAAGCUCAGCCAGGAGAAGGUGCAGCGUCUACCAGCCCAGCCCAGGGAGAGGCGGGGUCUGAGGAAGCCGACGCCUGGCCAGAGCUGCCAACCAAUCAGAGUCAGGGUUCUCAGGCCACCUCUACAGGACUGUUUGACGUCCCUCAAGUUUGGUAGCACUAGCCAAUCAGCGGUUUCUAUCUGAGAACCAAUCAGAGGAGGCCGUCUGAGACCACACCUACCCUACAGCCAAUCAGAGGAGACUGUGUCGGACUGCACUUAAACACAUAACCCAAAGCCAUACGACCCUGUGGCAUAGCAAAGAUACCAACUCUCAUUCUGUUCGUCCUUCUGCAUCCCUCUGCAUGACGGAUCACAGGGACUUCGUAAGGAGUGCGUAAAGUCUGAGCUCUGUAGAAUCUCUUAUAACUGUACGCAGGUGCUGAAAGUGAAACUCUUGCCGCUUUAACACAACAAACACGGUUUACAACCUGCCAGCAAUUAAUUUUCUGACACAAGUAUGUGAAAGAGAGGGAGUGAUGGGAAACGUAGUUAGCUUAAGUUAGUUUGCGUGUAACGUGUGCAGUAUGUUUUAACGUUUUGUCGGUUUAAGUGUCGUGUGAAUGUAUGUGCGCCUCUCCCUCUUUCUUUCCGAUGUGGUCAUGAUUUAUAGGUAAUUUUUAAAUAUGGUUAGGUUGUUUUGGUUUU
Messenger RNA from Colossoma macropomum (tambaqui), 2586 nucleotides. It is a transcript of the gene parn, whose product is annotated as poly(A)-specific ribonuclease (deadenylation nuclease). Lineage: Eukaryota; Metazoa; Chordata; Actinopteri; Characiformes; Serrasalmidae. Gene Ontology annotation, cellular component: cytoplasm; nucleus. Gene Ontology annotation, biological process: nuclear-transcribed mRNA poly(A) tail shortening. Gene Ontology annotation, molecular function: poly(A)-specific ribonuclease activity; metal ion binding; RNA binding. The record is from RefSeq and is a predicted model, not a curated record.